GAACCGCAGUGGAGACUAAGCGGCGGGCCGGGCGGAGGCGGCGCGGCGCAGGCGAGCGGCUCCACCUCCGCAAUUCCGACGCCCUGUCCUAGAUUUUCUGACAGAGAGUGGGUCCUCUCCUUUGCUUCUCGCAGGAGUCGCAGCGCCCGCAGUGGGGACCCGCAGCGGGACGCUGUCCCCCGACCCGGAGCGGUAGGCGGGAUGUCGGUGGUGGGCAUUGACCUCGGCUUCCUCAACUGCUACAUCGCUGUGGCUAGGAGCGGCGGCAUCGAGACCAUCGCCAACGAGUACAGCGACAGGUGCACGCCGGCCUGUAUAUCUUUGGGAUCUAGAACUCGAGCCAUUGGAAAUGCAGCUAAGAGCCAGAUAGUCACAAAUGUAAGAAAUACAAUUCAUGGCUUCAAAAAGCUUCAUGGACGAUCAUUUGAUGAUCCCAUUGUGCAAACGGAGAGAAUCAGGCUUCCCUAUGAACUGCAGAAGAUGCCUAAUGGAAGUGCAGGAGUUAAGGUGCGGUACCUGGAAGAAGAGCGGCCCUUUGCAAUUGAGCAAGUCACUGGGAUGUUGCUGGCUAAGCUUAAAGAGACCUCAGAAAAUGCCCUGAAGAAGCCAGUGGCUGACUGUGUGAUCUCGAUCCCGAGCUUUUUCACCGAUGCAGAGAGAAGAUCUGUGAUGGCCGCAGCCCAGGUUGCAGGCCUAAACUGUCUGAGGCUGAUGAAUGAAACCACUGCAGUUGCGCUGGCAUAUGGAAUUUAUAAGCAAGAUCUUCCCUCAUUAGAUGAGAAGCCAAGGAAUGUUGUGUUUAUCGACAUGGGGCAUUCUGCCUAUCAGGUCUCUGUUUGUGCUUUUAACAAAGGAAAACUUAAAGUAAGUGGCUUGGUUACUUUCUGUGUUGGCUGCAACCUUUAUUAUAUUUGGAGUGGAAGGAACUUUGAUGAAACUUUUUGGAGCUACUUCUGUGAUGAAUUCAAGGCCAAAAUAAGAUAAAUGUCAAAGAACUCUCGGGCCUUGUUCAGCUAUUAUCAGGAUGAAAAACAAAAAGCUGAUGAGAGUGCAAAUCGUCCAGAUCUUCCCUAAACGCUUCAGUGUUUCAUGAAUGACCUUGAUGUUUCUGCAAUGAUUUUUUGUUCGUUUCUCCUGGGGCUCGAAUUUGAACAGUUGUGUGUCCUGGUGGGAGUUGGCCCUGCUUUAAAAGCAGUAAUGGAUCAAGCUAAUUUAGCAUGGCGCUGAGACAUAAACAGCAUGGAAAUCCGUGGGAGGAGCUACUCGGUUCCUGCAGUCAAGGAGCAAGUUAGGUUCUUCCUGAAAGACAUCGAUGCCACCCUAAAUGUUGAUGAAGCCGUCCUUGAGGAUGUACUGCGGAGUGUGAUUUGUACUUGCUCACUUAAAUUUACUUCUUACUUUCAGUCUUUCCACUGGCCUUAUGGGGAAUGUGAAGUCUUCUCCCAGAACACUUUGACUCCAUUCUCAAGUAUGGCACCUGAAGAACCAUUUGACGAAGCAUUUUAUGCUAAUUUGCAUGAAGUGCCAUAUCCUGAUCCAAGAUUGGGAAACUUCACUAUUCAAGAUGUUUCCCACAGUCCCAGUGGUGACAGUUCAAAAAUGAAGUUAAAAUUCAACAUCCAUGGAAUCUAGUGUAGCCAUUACAUGUUAAUUGAGAAGCAGAAUCUGGAAGGUGAUCUUGCGAUGCCCCCAUGGAGGCUCAGAAGCUUCUGAAACGAAGGCAAAGAAGAGGAUGUGGACAAAAUGCAGGACCAAAAAGAAGAAGGUCAUCAGAAAUGUCAUGCUGAACAUACCCCAGAAGAAGAGAUUGACCACACUGGGGCCAAGGCAAAGGCACCUCCUUCAGACAAACAAGAUCGCACAUAAAAGAAAACUAUUAAAAAGGAAAAUCAAAGUAUUGAUCUACCUAUCCAGGUAGCCUGUACAGACAACUGACUCAAAGAUCUUCUCAAUAGCUACAUUGAAAAUGAGGGGAAGAUGAUAAUGCAGGAUAAAUUAGAGAAAGAAAGUGAUGCUAAAAAUGCUGUUGAAGAAUGCGUCUAUGAUUUCAGAGACAAAUUGGGCUUUUAUCUCUGAAAAUUCAUCACUCCAAGGGACAUGAAUAAGCUGUCUGCAAUGUUAGACACAGAAAAUUGGCUUUAUGAAGAAGGAGAGGACCAACCCUAAACAGUUUAUGUGGAUAAGCUUCAGGAGAAAAAAUAUGGCCAGCCCAUUCAAAUGAAAUGCGUGGAGCAUGAAGAGAGACCAAAAGCUUUAAAUGACUUGGGGAAAAAGAUCCAGCUUGUCCUGAAAGUGAUAGAAGCACACAGAAACAAGGAUGAAAGAUAUGAUCAUCUGGAUCCUGCUGAAAUGGAAAAAGUUGAAAAGUACAUCAGUGACUCCAUGAACUGGCUAAACAGUAAGAUGAACGCGCAGAAUAAAUUAAGUCUUACUCAAGAUCCCGUGGUAAAAGUGUCAGAAAUAGUUACAAAGUCAAAGGAACUGGAUAAUUUCUGUAACCCCAUCGUUUAUAAGCCCAAACCAAAAGUAGAAGCUCCCGAAGAUAAAACAAAAACUAGUAGUGAGCACAAUGGACCAAUGGACGGACAGAAUGGUUCAGAGACCAGCCCAGAUCCACCCAAAGGAAGCUCCCAGCACACCGACUCUGGAGAGAUGGAAGUGGACUAGGUUCCAUGUAAUUCAACAGGGGUUAACCACAGGGUCCAUCCAUCCUUAUGCCUGGUACACACAACAUAUGUUCAGUUGUUCUUAACUACUUUUGUCAUUUGUUUUUUGGAGUAGUUUCGAAAAGUGUCUAUAUUGAGUGCAUAUUGAUGUCCAUUGCUGCUGUGAAGCUUUAGCUGAAUAUAGACGUACAAAUCAGUUUGAGCUCUCCUUACAUACUUUGUGUCAGUAUGCAGGACUGCUAUGUACUCGGCAACCACCCACUGUAGCCACAGCUUCUACUUGCAUAGCCCUCAGCUUCUGUGUGCAGGAACAGGAUACUGCAUUGCUCUUUUGUUGCAGAGGCAGGGUUAACUGCAUUAUUGUUGUGAAAACAAACUGAAGAUAAUGUGGUUUAGAGCCACCAGCACUGACCCUUUCCUAGUUCCCUAAUGCUAUCACUUAAAUAUUAAAACAAACAGGAGGUUCUGACAUCCUAGAACAUCUCACUGAUGCGCCAUAAGGAAUCCAGUUUUGUCAUCACAUAAAUGAUCAAAAUGACACUCAGAGGGACAGUGUGGUUUGAGUUGGAAUAACACCAGCAUUUGCUGCUUUUGUUAGUAGCAUGGAUUUGUGUUUCCUCCUCGAGUAACUCUUCAUUUGAAACUGUUGAUCUACUUGUCCAAAAGACCAGCUGCUGUCCACACUUGUCCACACUAAUGCUAAAGCACUGUUGACCUGCUCAGGUGUGCAUCUGUGAUGCUGACAGCCUUGGUUCAGUUUAUAGUUGUGUUGCUUUUCUUAAUUGCUUUUUGUUAAUAAUACCUUAAUCUGGGGUAGGGAGACGUUGCACAAUGCCUUGCAUUAUAUAUACCUAUCACUGAUUUAAUGUUCCAAUGUAGAUAGACACUAUUAAAUAAGCAGUAAUUCCUUGAAAGGAGUACCUGUACCAAGUCUUAGGAAAUAAUGCUUGUAAUAAACUGUGUUACAUCAGUAGGUAAAAUACAUAAUGUUACAUAGUGUAAUAUGAUAUAAUGUGAUUAAAUUAUAGUUCCUGCUGUUAAAUUGCCUUUUGAAAACUUG
Molecule: messenger RNA, 3726 nt
Organism: Rattus rattus (black rat)
Lineage: Eukaryota; Metazoa; Chordata; Mammalia; Rodentia; Muridae
Gene: Hspa4l
Product: heat shock protein family A (Hsp70) member 4 like
Biological process (GO): protein folding
Cellular component (GO): cytosol; nucleus
Molecular function (GO): ATP binding; ATP-dependent protein folding chaperone
Source: RefSeq, a predicted model, not a curated record